Odontomachus brunneus is the source of this 6915-nucleotide messenger RNA. RefSeq names its product O-phosphoseryl-tRNA(Sec) selenium transferase (gene SecS). Bases 1268 to 2794 code for a protein of 508 amino acids. NCBI's taxonomy places the organism in Eukaryota, Metazoa, Arthropoda, Insecta, Hymenoptera, Formicidae. Gene Ontology annotation, molecular function: tRNA binding; O-phosphoseryl-tRNA(Sec) selenium transferase activity. Gene Ontology annotation, biological process: conversion of seryl-tRNAsec to selenocys-tRNAsec; selenocysteine incorporation. The transcript has 6 exons. The record is from RefSeq and is a predicted model, not a curated record.
UGGGUGACCUCGCGGGGCUCUCGCUCGCUCGCUCUCUCGCGACAUAACCUACAAAGCGUCGCGCGACACUGCGCCGCCGCGCCGCGCAUCUCUCGCUCGCGGCUACAUGACGGAGCAUUUCCUUCUUAUCUUUUCUGAUAUCCGCGAACGAACAAACGAACGAACGAAUGCAUAGGCUUUCCGCGGUGAAGUCCGCCGCGAGGAUGGCACGUAGAUACGCGCGGCGAACGACAUAUCGUGCGGUGCGCGGGCCUGCACAGUGAGAGAAGAGAGAGAUAGAGAGAGAGAGAGAGAAAGAAAGAGAAGGAACGCGCAGAGUGGGGGCAGCAGCGGCGGCGGCGGCGAUCGCGCCGCUCCGUGCCGCGUCGUGUCGUGUCGUGGCCCAACCCACUUUUGACGUGUGGCCGCUCUGAGGUCUGACAGGUCCCUGAACCAUGUACCCGCGGUGAUACGAGUCGCGCAUCUCCUCGAGCAGAGUACUCGUCCAACGGCCGGAGCGUCCACUCCGCUCCGACGAACGAGCGUGUCGUCGCGCGCGUGUUGCGUCGCGUCGCCCUUCGCCGCUGCGUCUCAAAUGGGUAUGGAAUUUUACGCGACGACGAUCCGAGAGCCAUAGCGCGUGGACAUAACCUUUAAAAGUCGCGACACGGCCGAGUUGUGUCACUCUUUCUCACUUCGUUAGCGUCGCUCGCUCGCUCGCUCGUUCGUUCAUUCAUCCGUUCGUUCGACGCGGCGAUGUCAAGAACCGUGAUUACUUCGUCGGCCUUCCGUUGUUGAGUUUCGCCUCGCGAAAACGAUAAUCCGUCUCUCUGAGCGACUGUUCGGGCCCGGAAACAUCCGCAUCCGCCUGCCUUCUUCAUAUUUUAUUAUUGUGCAUCGUGAUUCGUUCAUUUGUGUCGCUGCGUUCUCGCCUUAUUUUUAAGUUACAUGCACUACGUGUUCGUCGUACUGUACCUGACGAUGUUCAGUUUGAUUCUGUUCUGUAUACUUCUGUUCUCGCGCGACGUCAUAUCGAGGAUACAGUCUGUUUUGUAUCUUUGAGUUCUCGUCGCCGUUUUCGAUUCAAAUAAAUUCUCUUUUUCACGCAAACGAACUUUGUGUUUUUAUUUCGCGCACUUUGAUGCAACACUCGCGCGUGCCGUACCCACUAUUUUUCCUUACAUAUCAAUUCUGCACAGACAAACUUGCACUUUUGUCAAAGCGAUGGUGUACUAAGAGUUCGACAUUUGUGGACUGAUUAAUUGAGAAAAUUCUCCAAGUUGAGAAAAUGAAUAAUCAAGCGUUCAGUCUGGCGGAGAGGCUUAUACCCUCCACCUAUGUGCAACAAGGUCUAAACGCCAAGAAAUCUCGUGAGAAUCUCAUACGACACUUUAUUGAACAUCGAAAAUGGCCAGAGGAAGGUUGGGACGACGCGACGAUAGAAGCGUUUCUGUCAGACCUCUCGCAAAUGGACAGCAAUAACUUUCCCUCAAACUGCAGCGUCGGUGAACGCGAGGCGAGAAUCGUGUCGAAUAUCGUCGCCAGACGACACUUUCGUAUGGGCCACGGCAUAGGGAGAUCUGGCGAUCUCGAGGAAGUGCAACCCAAGGCUGCUGGUAGCAGUUUAAUGUAUAAAUUAACUAACUCGCUAGUGCUCGAAGUCAUACGAUAUAUGGGAGUAAAGAGCAUAGCGGGUUGCUUCUUGUCGCCAAUGGCUACGGGGAUGAGCCUAGUUCUGUGUAUGUUAACGCUUAAGCAAGACAGACCACGGGCGAAAUACGUUCUAUGGCCUAGAAUUGACCAAAAGUCUAGCUUCAAAUCUAUAAUCACAGCGGGAUUAGAGCCCGUCGUCAUCGAAAUGCAAAUAAUAGGGGACGAAUUGAAGACCGACAUGCAGAGACUCGAGGCUCAAAUGGCGGCCUUGGGUGAGAGCGUCGCUUGCGUACUCACAACGACCAGUUGCUUCGCGCCCAGGGCGUGCGACUCCGUGGACACGAUCGCGGCUCUUUGUACUCAAUAUAACAUACCGCAUCUGGUGAACAAUGCGUAUGGCUUGCAGAGUACAAGAUGUAUGCACCUCAUACAAGAAGCAUCGAGGAAGGGUCGCGUAGACGCCUUCGUUCAGAGCACGGACAAGAACUUUCUAGUUCCAGUGGGCGGUGCUAUCAUAGGUUCCUUCGAUAAGAAUCUGUUGGAUCGCAUAUCGAAGAUGUAUCCCGGACGCGCGAGCGCGAGCUCCGUCAUGGACGUGAUGAUCACGCUGUUGAGUCUUGGAAUGGCAGGGUACAAACAAUUGAUUGCUCAACGUAAGGAAAUGUAUUCUUAUUUGAAAGAGGAGCUGGGGAAAUUGGCCACCAGACACGGCGAGAGACUGCUGGAUACCAAGGGGAAUCCGAUAUCCAUGGCUAUGACUCUCCAAUGUCUGAGUCAUCAGCACGACAACAAGCAAGUUACUAUGCUAGGAUCAAUGCUAUUUCUCCGUAACGUUAGUGGUACUAGAGUAAUAACGACUACAGAUUCUAAGCACAUCGUUUCACAUAAGUUUGAAGGUUGGGGAGCACACAACAGCAAUUACAGAGUUCCAUAUCUGACUGCUGCGGCAGCAUUAGGCAUGAAGAGAUCCGACGUAGACGCGUUCAUACAAAGAUUGGAUAAAGCUUUAACGAAAGUGAGGAGGCGUUCAGCACCGGUGACGCCCACCGCUUCUCUCGCCGGCUCCAGCAUUAAUGGAGACGCGGGUGGUACCGGUGGACCAGGAGAAUCCAGCACAGCUUCAACCAGCCGCGCGAGUAGCAAAGACAGCCUGAGAAAAUGAACCGUAAUCAACGCAACUGGCCAGUCCAAUCAGCACAUUAAUAUCAAUUUGUAAGUAAUUUAUCACUUGCAAAUUGUUAUCUGCAGCAUAUUUCUGGGAAAUGCAAUUUGACGAGGAGUUUGUUUACAAUCGUUAUCGUGUUACGUGUUUGAGUUGACAGGAAUUACAAAAUUCAAAGCAGUGAAUGAAACUUUUCAUUUAUUUUUCAAGUUAUAUAAUACACACUUCUUCAGGACUAAUAGAAAAACAUUCCUCUUAAACAAGAUAAUACAGUGACACUUGUUGUAAAACGACAGUGUCGGCAAUGUAUUGUCUUGUUUUGAAAGAGAUCGUAAAAUUUACAUGCAUUUCACAGACAUAUGCUAGAUCCAAAUGUGCUGAUUCGUCUGUCCUCUUGCGUUGAGAUAUUGUCAAUUCAAACCAUAUACCAAGGAAUGGUAAGUUCAGACAUUAAAGAGAGUGAUCAUCUCAAAGUUAACAUUUGAAAACGAAGAAAAGGAAGCAUGAAGCAUUAGAAUUCUCAUGGGUCUCUUUUAAAAUAUUUAAGUGAUAAGCGCUGGCCGCAGAUAUGGUUGUUAAGUUUGUUCUUUGUUGAAAUGUAUACGCUAUUAUUUAUAAAAAAAAUAGGGAGUGUUAAAUUCUUAUACUUCUCAUCUUCUUGCUUUCUAAUAUAGUUUGGUAUAAAUGAAUACGAGGAGACAUAUUAGCUAAAGUAUCAUGAAUUGUACAUAAAUAUGUACUUGCUUUGUAUAUUGUAGAUUUCCUUUCUAAACGAGCGACUAAAAUCUUUUACAAUUACGUCGAUAUACGCAGCAGUAUCUAACACUCUGAUUUGAUGACUAUAUUUGCCGUGCUACUCUGCUAAAAGCUAUUGUAUUUUUUAGGGCAUUUAUAUAAUUAUAUAAUUACUUAUUCUGUCAUAUAUUGGCUUCAAAUCUCUAUUUGAACACUGCACAUGGGACGUAUUUUUCCCUUCUUUUUCUUCAAUUUAAACGGCAAGUUUACGAUAAUUAAGUAAAAAUAUAUAUUAUAUGUAAAAAAAAUGAAGCUCUAUAGUAAAAUAUCGACACGAACACACUAUUAGGAAAGUAUGUCAAAAUUUAGAUACAACGCAAUGACACAACGUGAUAUACGAGAAUGUUACAUUGGAUUUGCAAGAAGACUAAUAUUUUUGUGUAUAUAAGCGUCAUAUGUUGAUUUUUAUUUACAACAAUUAGAACAACAUCACAUUGCCAUUUUGUUUUAAAAAAAUACGGAUGAUGUUAUCUUGAAUUAUAUUAUCGUAUAAUAAGGAAAACACACACUGUGUAUCUCUCUAAGCUAAAUAUUUUAUGUAAAUAUUAAUAUUAUUUUUUCAAAACAUUUAGCACGCAACUUUUGAGCAAAUAACAUCGUAAUACCGAACACAGAUUUAUAUACACAGAUAUACACACGCCAUACGCGACUACGAACAGUCACACACGCAAUUUAUACAUGAGUACGGAAAAAAGUAUGUUUAUACGUUUAUAUAUCUGAAUAGGUAUAUACACAGAUAUUCAUACUUGCACCCCAUUCAUUGCGUAUGAGGGACAGUUGAUUUGAAAUCUCACACAAUCUAGAAAGAAUGUUAUAUCAAAGUUAUAUUUAUAAAUAUUUAAUAGAUGUAAAAAGAGAGAGACAAACCACAAUAAGCAAAUUAUAUUAGCGCUGUUAAAACUCUAUUGUGAGAUUGUAUAAUUUACAAUGCCUACUGUUAAUACAAUUUUUCAUUAGACAGAAGCAUUAUUUACUUGCGUUACUCACUUGUCGGGGCUUGGAUUUUGCGAUAUAACAUCCUAUGUUCGACAUCGAUAUUAGAAUAUUAGUCGAUAUCUGGCGAAAUUUGAUAACAGAACACGACGACUUUUUAUAAGUCACCGGCAAGUUCUACGAAAUAUAUUAUUAUUAUUACGAGCAGAAAAUGCAGUGGUAUAUACGAAUUAGCGUUUAAUUAAAUGCUUAGUUGGUAGUUUAUUAGGACGGCAGUGCUGAUCAACAUUAUAAAACUCCUAGCGUACUAAUUAUACGUAAUUAUAGAGAUUCAUAUCUUUCAAUUUUAAUUGACGAUCGCUGUAAUUUUAGUAGAUUGACGAUCCUUUCGUAUACGUGCAUAUAUAUCACUUUAUUUUCUUUUCUAAAAUUUAUCGAUGCUACAAUCUGCAGGAUUUCCUCGGAUCUUUGAUAUAAAACAUCUUUUUACUUAUAUAGAUUCUUUGACUAAUUCGAAGAAGAAGUCGAUUCUCCACGUAUUAAUCAAAGUGUAUAUAAAAGGUGGCUCGAUAAGUCUGAGGCGGUCCUGUACGUAUUAUAGCACUCGUGCUUUCAGACACAAGACGAAAUAUUAUACAAUCGUAUUACGUAUCUCAGCCUUAAGUCGGAGUUGUGUGUCAUUAACUGUUUAUUUAUCUCAGAGAAGAAAUAUUACAUACAGAAGAAAAAUCUAAGACGUAGUAAGAGGUUGCAAAACUAUUGCUAUAAGGAGAUUCUCGUAUAUGAUGCUAUAAUAGGAACUGUAUUGACGUUAUAAUAUUAUUUAAUAAAGAAGAAAUUAUAUGUAUAUACAUAUAUAUACAUAAUAUACAUAUAUACAGAGCGACUUAUAUAUCAGGCAUUGUGAUAUCUCGAUGUGUUCAGGCCGUUACGUCAAGAGAGAGAGAGAGAGAGAGAGAGAGAGAGAGAGAGAGAGAGAGAGAGAGAAUAUUUGACACGAAAAAUUGCAUAUUAUUUCGACCUGUUCAGUGAUUAUGUCAAUGAGUUUGCAUUAUAUUUAAUAUAUUUACUUACUAAUAACCAUGCGAAUUUGGCCGCUAAACGGAGCAAUAAUUAAUAAUGUAAAAUAUUUCCGAAGGGUUAUACUUUUCAUUCUGCAACGAGACGAGGUGUUAGAAAUUUUCUUAUUAAAGAGCAAUAGACAAAUCACCCCUAUAUACGUAUACAUAUGUAUACAUGUAUAUAUACGUAUACAUAUAUGUAAUAAUAGUGAUAUAUUCUAGAAUAACGUACGAUCUUAUGAUUCUCGUACUCGUAACAUUCCUAUGUAAAUAAAAAAAAGAGGUCUUUAUCUUGUUCACCUCCAUUCUCCCAGCUGGAUUUUGUAAAGCGAAGGCCAGCUUGACGAACAUCUCGCGCGCGCCUUUCACGCAUACAACGACACUUAUGGACCUAAUUUUAAUCCCCCCUCGGCCCAGUCCUUCCUCACCGUUGAGUUUCGAACACUGAGCGCGCUUUGACUGCAAUUGAUUGUCUUUUAUAACGAUAAAUAAUAUUCUAACAGACAGGCAAAGAGAGCGAAUGCGUUUGACUCGGGGUUGUACCUAUGUUCUCGCACGAGGAUAAUGUAUAAUUUAUAUAAGGAAUAAUAUAAACAGAAAAAGCCUCACCGAAUCACCGUAUUAUUAAGUUUAACAGUCGGUACGUACUAAAAUGCGCAGCAAUUAAGGCUUUAUGGAAUACGCAAUAUAUAAGGCGUGAAAGGAGAGAUAAUCACAUUUCACACGUAACUCUGUCCGAAAAAAAGAGUUUGAUUUUUUAAUUUUAAUAUAUAUAUAUAUGUGUCAAUAAACACACGCACGCCACACAUACACACAUAUGUGUACACAUCUCUAAAUACACACCUCGCUGACACACACAUUGUAUAUACGCAGUUGUUUUAACGAAUUUUUUAAUGAACGCAUUCGAGACUCGCAUUAUACGUAAGAGCAAAAUUUCAAGCACGUAAAUUAAGCACCAUUAUUGCAUCAUGCUAUCAAAUAGCGCAGCAUCCUCUCGAUCGCGGACAAUUUAUUAUUUGUAAGCCGACGAUCUCUUUAGGCAUUAUUUGACGAAAACUUGAAUAGCGACACCGAGCGAAAAGAACAAAACCAAGCGAAAAAUGUACAGAAUAAUUCGAGUAUGACGGGCAAACGAAUGGAUAUCACAUCUCCGUGUGUUUCUAGGUAAAUGUUUUCGUUUGAUAAUUCAAGAUAAAAGAAGAUACGUGACACGUGAUACAUGCAGAAUAUUAAUCAAACAAUUAGAGUAUGUAAACAGCGUAAUGUACAAGUUCUUCCCCGAAUAUGAUUAUUGUGUAACAGUUAAUGCUUUAUUUGUAAUAUAUGCAACUA